CUUUCUAUAAGCCUCUAGAAAAAAACAUCUGCUCACAGGCGAAAAAAAAAAAAAAAAUUAUUUUUAAAUCUGAAGUUCAAAGUUUCAAGCUCUAGUCAUUCAUUAUUAUACAAUUGAAAACUCUGAUUUGUCAAAAUGAGCUUUACCAAUGAAGAUGGCGAAGCGGAAGAGAAGAAGUUAGUUGAGGAAGAGGACAAACCUGUGCCUUCAUGGGUUGAGUGGUGCGAACGCAAUGCUCAACCCAUAAAGCGGUGCAUACCGAGGGAGCAGCGCGAACUUACACGUUGGCAGAAGGCGGGACCUAUGAAAAAAAAGGAGUGGAAAAAAUUCUUUGAGUGGGCUUUGCAAAAAGCAAUGCCAAAGGAACCUCCGCAGGUCGAAGUGCCUAUUCCUUGCCUGGAAAAAUACUUGCCCUGUGGCCGUGAAAAACGCAAAAUGGAUAUGGACUCUUUGGAAGAGAGCAUGGAGAAGUUGUCCAAGCCACUUGAGCGUAAAAUGACACCAAAGCAUGUUUACCAGCGUCCAUUCUACGCCUAUUCUCCGGUUAUUGUAUGGGGCAAGCCUCCACACCAUGACAAAGGUCGACCAUUUCCCCCACCCUUCGUACCCUGUUGUUUUCCCAAUGACGAUAUAGAGGACGAAUUCUGGGCCACUUUGCGUUUUCCAGUGCGGCCGUCCGCGCUCAAGGCGCGCCCCACGGCUCGUAUCCUUAGUUUGGCCAAGCCGCACAUAAUGCCGCCAAAUCCGCCUCAUUGUCCCAUUCCAAAAAAGGCGCCGGCGCCUCUGGAAGUGCCGCCACCGAAACGAAAGAAGUUUACACCACGUGGCUGGCGCUUACACCAAAUACGCUUGAUUUACCUCUCUAAGCCCGUGUCCAGACCAGAGUUCGAGUAUUUCUAUAUGUGAAUAUUUAAAUCAAUAUGGCCCUGUUUCGUUAAUAAAAAUUCACUGUAUGUAGUUUUAGGCUUGUAUUAAAAAAUGUAUUUUACCAA
Messenger RNA from Drosophila virilis, 992 nucleotides. RefSeq lists its product as uncharacterized. Lineage: Eukaryota; Metazoa; Arthropoda; Insecta; Diptera; Drosophilidae. The record is from RefSeq and is a predicted model, not a curated record.